ACACUGAAAUUCGGCUUCCAAAAACAAGUUGAACGUUUCAAAACAUCGUGACCAAACACCAGCAGAAAUAAUGCCAAAAGUCCGCCGCAGCCGCAAGUCACCGCCGGAGGGCUGGGAGCUGAUCGAACCGACCCUGGAAGAACUGGAACAGAAGAUGCGCGAAGCCGAAACGGAACCGCACGAAGGAAAACGUAUCACCGAAUCGCUGUGGCCGAUAUUCAAGAUUCAUCACCAGAAAUCGAGGUAUAUCUAUGACUUGUUCUACCGGCGGAAAGCCAUCAGCAGGGAACUGUACGAGUACUGCCUGAAGGAGAAGAUUGCCGAUGGGAAUUUGAUUGCCAAGUGGAAGAAGUCCGGCUACGAGAAUCUGUGCUGCUUGAGGUGCAUCCAAACGAGGGAUACCAACUUCGGGACGAACUGCAUCUGCCGGGUACCGAAGUCGAAGCUGGAGGAAGGACGGGUGGUGGAGUGCGUCCACUGCGGAUGUCGGGGGUGUUCCGGUUAGAGACUGGGUUAGGAGGUAGGAAAAAUGAAUUGAUUUGCUUGUAUCUGCGGAAGAGAGUGUGACUGCGCUUUAGGACAUUAUUUUCUUGGUAAUACA
Molecule: messenger RNA, 601 nt
Organism: Ochlerotatus camptorhynchus
Lineage: Eukaryota; Metazoa; Arthropoda; Insecta; Diptera; Culicidae
Gene: l(1)10Bb
Product: BUD31-like protein
Exons: 1
Coding region: 71-505 (144 amino acids)
Biological process (GO): mRNA splicing, via spliceosome
Cellular component (GO): nucleus; spliceosomal complex
Source: RefSeq, a predicted model, not a curated record